UAAAACCCCCUUGGUUUUCUUUGGGUUCUUGCUCAUCAGUCUCCGAGUUAGUUAGCAAUACCUACAAGCUAGCUAGAAGAACUUUGUGAACAGUUUCCAUGGCGGACGAGGUUAUUCUAUUGGACGGUUAUGUGAGCAGCUUUGGGAUGAGGGUCAGAGUAGCUCUGGCCGAGAAGGGAAUUAAGUAUGAGUACAGAGAAGAAGACCUGAGAAACAAGAGCCAACUGCUUCUUAAGAUGAACCCGAUCCACAAGAAGAUCCCGGUGCUCAUCCAUAAUGGCAAACCGGUCUGUGAAUCGCUCAUCAUUGUGCAGUAUAUUGAUGAGGUAUGGAAGGAUAAGGCUCCUCUGCUUCCCUCUGAUCCCUACCAGAGAGCCCAGGCCAGAUUCUGGGCCGAUUUCAUUGAUAAGAAGUUAUAUGAUGCGAGCAGGAAGAUAUGGACUACAAAAGGAGAAGAGCAGGAGGCAGCAAAGAAGGAAUUCAUUGAAGUCCUGAAGGUGUUGGAAGGAGAGCUUGGAGACAAGCCUUAUUUCAUGGGUGAGAGAUUUGGGUUCCUGGACAUUGCUCUCAUCACAUUCUACAGCUGGUUUCAUGCUUAUGAGACACUUGGAAACUUCAGUAUAGAGGCCGAGUGCCCCAAGCUGAUUUCAUGGGCCAAGAGGUGCUUGCAGAAGGAGAGUGUUUCAAAAUCUCUUGCUGACCAGAAAAAGGUUUAUGAGUUUGUUGUUGAGUUGAAGAAGAGUCUUGGUGUGUAAGAAAGUCCUGAAAUAAAACUCUUUAGGCGUACUAGUCUUGAAACUUUUCUGGUGAGAGACACUUUGGUGUGUCUGCUGAAUGCUAUGACUUAUGAGUCAUAAGGAUAAGUAAUUAAUUAUGUAUCCUAACAAUAAUGUAGACACUUUGAUGUGUCUGCUCAUUGUUAAUAAUAUAUGAAAGGAGUGUUUUCUAAUA
Messenger RNA from Rosa rugosa (rugosa rose), 951 nucleotides. RefSeq names its product probable glutathione S-transferase. Bases 99 to 755 code for a protein of 218 amino acids. Gene Ontology annotation, biological process: glutathione metabolic process. NCBI's taxonomy places the organism in Eukaryota, Viridiplantae, Streptophyta, Magnoliopsida, Rosales, Rosaceae. The transcript is spliced from 2 exons. Gene Ontology annotation, cellular component: cytoplasm. The record is from RefSeq and is a predicted model, not a curated record. Gene Ontology annotation, molecular function: glutathione transferase activity.